Mesorhabditis belari is the source of this 579-nucleotide messenger RNA. The record is from the annotation of a GenBank genome assembly. Lineage: Eukaryota; Metazoa; Nematoda; Chromadorea; Rhabditida; Rhabditidae.
AUGGAAACAACAGUACAACAGGCAGUGCCGCAAGACGAGCCCCGACUCGAAGCCGCUGAUGUCGAUAAUCCUUUAGAUCAACAAGAAGACAAUGAACUUGAUGAAGUCGGUGAUGCUUUUCCGAAGAAACCCAAGAAACAUCCAAUUGUUGUGGUCAUCAUCAUGAUCUUUGCUUUUCUCUCACAACUCAGCGUCGUUGUCUACUGUGCGCAUUUGGGAAAGCAACACGAGCAUGUUUUUUCGUGGGAUCGCGAGCAUUCGGUUACGUAUAUUUCGAUCACUGAGUAUUUGGACGCUAUCGUGUUCAGUUUGAUGUUCACCGUGUCGCCAUUGCUCUGUUUUUUUGGGACAUGCGUCACGCCCGUCUACAUCGUUGCACCCUAUCUCUUCGCACCAUUAUACGUGGAAAAACUUCAAAGGACUAUCUGCGUACUAUUUCGAGCGACUACCUACAUGAUCCUUCCAGCGCUGAACUCUUUGCGUUUUGUGACACCAUGGCCGAGCUCUUCGCGCAUAAGCAGCCUCAUUUCACCAUUUGGACGGUGCUCGAAUCGGCGCUUCGCUUACUGCUCUUCGGAA